Triticum aestivum (bread wheat) is the source of this 439-nucleotide messenger RNA. RefSeq lists its product as uncharacterized. The record is from RefSeq and is a predicted model, not a curated record. NCBI's taxonomy places the organism in Eukaryota, Viridiplantae, Streptophyta, Magnoliopsida, Poales, Poaceae. The transcript has 3 exons. Bases 2 to 439 code for a protein of 145 amino acids.
CAUGCCGCCGCCACCGCCGCUGCUUCUCCUCCCUCUCGGCCGCCUGUCUCCCCCGCCUCCAACACCUCCUCCUCUCUUUGCCUCCUCACCCAACCAGCACAGCCAGACCACGCGAUGUGGACGAGGAGGCAACAGAUCGGACGAGGAGGCAACAGAUCGGGAGGCGGGCAAGAGGAACCAGGUGGUUCUCCUUCCAUGGCCGGGCCUCGACCAGCCGCAUCUUCCUCCUCCCAGUCCGGCUGAGAGGAGUGGCGGAUCCGCCUCCUCAAGCGAGCAGGGGCGCACGGGGAUUCGAUCCAGGGAUCUCCUUGCGAGAGGCCGCCACCGUACCGACUCCAACCUGCAGCCUGUUCCAACUCAGAAAGUGACAGUUAUACAAGAAGAACCAGAUGCCACUGAAGAUGCCAACGGUAACCAUGUGUCUCAGUUUUCCAAGUAA